Messenger RNA from Drosophila grimshawi, 4930 nucleotides. RefSeq names its product mediator of RNA polymerase II transcription subunit 1. The transcript has 4 exons. Gene Ontology annotation, cellular component: mediator complex. The coding region runs from base 81 to 4631 and encodes 1516 amino acids. NCBI's taxonomy places the organism in Eukaryota, Metazoa, Arthropoda, Insecta, Diptera, Drosophilidae. Gene Ontology annotation, biological process: regulation of transcription by RNA polymerase II. The record is from RefSeq and is a predicted model, not a curated record. Gene Ontology annotation, molecular function: transcription coregulator activity.
AUGUUUUUAGAACUCUAGAAGAGUGAUUCUAACAAUAUGUCAGUAGAAUAAUAUAAGAGAAGAGAGUAUUCAGCAGCAAAAUGAGCGGAAGCCAUGCAAAAAACAAUUCAGGCGGGUAUGGAAGCCACACUGUGGUGGCGAUACCCAUACCCAGCAUUGAGGAGAAGAACAAGCAAAUGCAGCAAGAGACGAUGAUGGAGAAACUGCGAGCCAAGUACCGCAACAAGCCGAAGAGCUACGAGGAUAUCAAGAAAUCGGUGCGUAUGUACUUCAUAGAGAAGCACUAUCCGCUGGAUCCGCUCUGCAAGGCAGCACUGCAGUCGGCAUUGGACAAACUGCAGCACUACAUUAAGGUUAGCUCGAGGCACGGACUCGUGGAACGCUUGGAGAGUCUUUCCCGGCAACUGGGCCUCAAGUUCAUGGAGGAUCAGCAGCUCUUGUUUAUUUCGACGGACAUGUUCUACGUGGAGAUACUGCUGGAUGCCAGCGGCAACCUCAACGAUGUCAAGGUGCACCAUGAAUGCAAGAUUGAGCAGCAAUCCAAUUCCAGCGCCAGUUCCCGCGAACUGCUCAACUGCCUCAAGGCGGGCGACUUUGCCGAUUUCACAGUUCAACUGGAGGGACUCUCCUCCAUUUACCAGCUAAACGCCGAGCCCAAAGUUAAGAAGAAGGCCUUUGUGGCACUGCAGGCCAUGGAAACGGACAUUUCCAACUUGUAUCAGCAGCAACUGCAGAAACAGCAACAGCUAAGGGGAAACAGCGAUAGCUACUACAUCAUGAACAACUCCUCGCUGGGUUUGGUCAUGGAGCGACGUGGUGGGCAUCCAAUGAAGCUGACCUACUUCUGCCCACCACUCCAACUUAUCGAAAAGAAGGUGAAGGCGGAGAAGCUGGCCACUGCAACUGCAAGUGGAACUGCGAGUAGAGACUUCAGCAUUGAGCAGGUGAUGAAGAGCCCCAACGGACUGAGUGCCACGCUCAAUCUGGAGGGCUCCUCUGCGAACAAACUGCAAAUACUUCCCAUUGUCAGCUUCACCAGCGAGUCCGGUCUGCCAUUGGAGCAGCCCAGCUAUGCGCCGCUCACGCAGAACAACUCGAUGCUGAUGCCGGCCACCUAUGUCUUGCGCCUCAACAAACCCAUGCCUGUCUGCAUUGAGUCUCUACGAGCCUUGGCUCUGCCGGGCCUUGGCUCCUUGGGUGUAUCAGGCGAGGGAACUACUGUGAUGAAUCUGAUUGUGCAGACUGCGUCGAGGCAGCUGAUAAAGAGCACCCAGAAGGGUUUAUAUGUCAAUCUGCCGAAGGAGACGCACUGCUACUUCUUCACGGACAACCGCCGACUGCAGGGCACGCUGAUAUCGACGCUGCCGUUCACGGAGCCUGCGCAGGUGCCCAGGAUAAUAGCGUUCCUCAAGAAGCAGGCGCUCUUCUGCACACUUCUCUCCAGCUGCGUCAGGGAGCAGCAGAAGCAAUACAACGACAUGGACAGCACUGUUAUUCUGGAGGUAACUGCUGUUUCACUCAGCCAGAUCACUGUGGAGCUGCAGCAUCCGUACGAGGAAUCGCUGGCCACUGUCGAUUUUCUGCUGGAGGACGGGCAGGCGACCUGCACCAUUUACUGCCUGAGCAACGACUACGAAGCACUCUCCCAGAAGUUAACCAGGACAGUGCGCCAGGUGCUGUCUAUACCCAUGGUUAUAUACAAGUUGCUGAAGUGCUGGGACGAGGAGCAUCAGCAGAAGCUGCAUGGCGCCAUUGUUCCAGGAGCAGGCUCGGGCGCAGGCAGUGGCACAGCGGGCGGUUUCAGCAGCACUGGAGGAGGUGGAGGGAUGCACGGGACAAGCAACUUUGGACAGUUUGCCAUGGAGACGGGUGGUGGCGAGGGCAGCAGUGGAGUUGGCGGCGGUUUCAAUAGUGUCGGCAAUCUCAAAAUGGACUCCAAGGUUCGCUCCCUGGCAGAUGCAUUCGCUGCCUCCACCUCGGCGGCUGCGGCCAUUGCGGGACUGAUGAAUCUGAAGCGUGAAACGGAUCCACAGCUAGGCGAAGGCAACCUCCCAAUCCUCAGCUCCUCCAGUUCUUCUGCAUCCGCAUCCAAGAUCAGCGAGAAUGAGAUCGCCGACAAGUACAAGAAUAUUUGGAAGGACAAGACGCCCAACUUGAAGCACUGCGUCAGCAUCACACCCAUUGCCGGGGAUGGUAAAGCGCCUCCCCAGCAGCAGGUGGAUGUGCAGCGCACGGGCGGCAUUGAGAUCAUUCCACUGAAUGCGCCGGGCUCAGUUGUAGCCACUCCCAGCGCUGGUUCCCCAGCCACAACGAUCACCAUAACGCCCAUCACUGGAGUUGGCAAGGAGCUCUCUAAGGAUGCGAAGAAGUCGGUGUCGAGUGGAAGUGCCACCAAGCGACCCCAUGAGAGCAGCUCCUCCUCAUCCUCAUCCUCGUCGAACUCAAACUCGAACUCGAGCAGCAGCAGUAGCAGCAGCAACUCCUCGAGCGACACGCAGAAGGAGAAGAAGCGUAAGAAGAAGCGAGAUGACUCACCCAUGGGUCCUCCCGAGAAGAUAUACUCUCGCCAGAAUUCGCCAGCGGGUGGCGGAAUAUCUGACCCUGUGGCGGGGAGCGGCGUGGUGCGCAAGUUCUCAUCGCCCUCAGCUUCAUCUUCGUCGUCGCCCAAGCCGGGUGGAAUGGGAAGUGGAGCUGGAGGUGGAGCUGCUCUGGGUCUUAUGAGCGGGCAGCCAGCGCGUCCCAGUCCGAAGCACUCGCCUGUCUACAGCAGUCCCAAGCACAACAGCAGCAGCAACACUGCCUCGAACAGCCCCAAGUCGCCUUUCGGCACCCUUUCGCCCAAGCAUGGAUCUUCUGGCAAGCCGAGCAUGUCCACUCUCAAGAGUGCAACGGCGGCCACCAGUCUCAGCCUCAGUCCCAAAGCUGAGAAGAGUCUCUCUGCCAGUGGAGGUGGAGGUGGUUCCAAUUCAGUCCAUCCUCUUCCUCUUGCAUCUUCUGGCUCUGGCGCUAAUCCCUCGAUGAUGCGACCCGUGCCGCCACUGGCUAGCACAAUCAGUGGUAUCACCAACCAGUUGUCGACUAGCUUCAAGAAGGACAAGUCCAACGCCAGCAGCUGCGCACCUGGCGCUCCGCCAGGAGUCGUUGCUGUUCCAGUGGCUGCCUUAAAGAAUUCCCAGCAGCAACAACAACUGAAGUCAUCUGUGGCCAGUUUAUCGCAUCUGGCUGCAGGUGGCAAUCUGAGCAGCUAUGUGGCUCCCACCGUGGCCGCCCUGGAGCUCAAUGCCCUGCGCAAGGGAUUGUCGGGUGCGGGAGUGGGACCGGGAAUGGGCGCAGCUGCGGGAGCGGUAGGUGCGGUUAGUUUGAUGACGUCGACGGCAGCUUCAACGGCAACCAUCCAAACAACAACCACAGCCUCACUCUCAAGCACAACAACGGCAGUGGAUUCAUCGGACACAGCAGCAACAACAACAGCAGCAGCAGCAGCAGCAGUGGAAGCGGGAGUGGGAUUGGGAGUGGGAGCAGCCAUAGCACCAGUAGCACCAAUAGCAACAACACAAAUAGCAACACAGCAACAGCAGGCAGCGGGGCCACAUAGUAGCGACAACUGCAGCCCCAGCUCUGCCAGCAACAGCAACAGUAUAAUUUCUGGAGCAGCUUCAGGCCUGUCCACUGGGUACAUGGUGAAACCGAGCAGCCAGGAGGGCCUCAAGCUGACUAUCAAUAAGACAGGCAGUGGCAAGAGGGAAAGCAAGGGCGGAACUACUGCCUCAUCCUCAUCCACAUCGUCGUCAGCGUCUUCCUCCACUGGUGUUAAGAAGCAGCACACGGGAUUGAAGCCGGGCGUCAACAGCGGACCAGCCUCUAAGAAGGCACCUUCAGCAGCUGCUGGAUCCAGCAAACACCUCUUCCAAAAGGCAAACUCUUCUGGCAACCUGAGCAGCAAGCUAAGCGGCUCCAGUACUUCCACUUCUGGCGGGGGUUUGCCCCUGACGAAGAGCAACAGUACCAACUCGUUCCAGGAGCAGAGUGUGCCCAGGCGACGGCCCAGCAUGGGUAACAGCAGUGGAGGCGGAGUGCAGCGCAAGGCACAAUUAACGCCUUCUGCAUCUGCAUCUGGAUCUGGAGCCGGAGUUGGAAUUGGAUCGGGAAUGGGCGCAGGUAGAAUGUCACCAGCAGCGAUGAGCGGGUCGAUGUCACAGCCGCCGCCGCGUUUCGAUCACCGCACGGACAUGAUGACCAUUCUGCAAUACGCCUCGCCCACCAUGGCAGCCAGCAUGGAGGGCUUCAUCAAGGGACUACACAACAAGUUUCAGAUACCCAAAUUGUCUCAGCGACAAAGUGGCAACAGCAGCAGCAGCAGCACAGUUGGACACAGUCUGACCAAUACAGAUCAGGUGCAAUCGGAAUCAGCUGCCGCCUCCUCCUCGAUGGAACAGCAGCAGAUGAGUGCUUUGGCAUCUAGUCUAACAGGUACUAUGCCUAGUGGCAGCAGUGGAGUGCUUAAGCUAUCGCCAGUUGCUUCUUCUGGAUCUGCAGCAAACGCAAACGAUUUGCUGCUCAGCCUGAACAGCAGUGGAUCAAUAGGUGAUGGCAUCGACGAGGAGCUGCUCGCCAGUUUGGCAGGCGAAUGACAACUCGAACUGCAUCUCCAACUAUUCUUAAUUGCAAUCCUAAGUUAGUUGAUACCUUUGGCUACUGUCUGACAAUGAGUUGUUAUUGUUACUCAUGCAUUAUAAAUUCGUUAAGAUAUACGUAGAUAUACAUUAACAUAAGAUCGUAAUAUAUAUCCAUUAGUGUUUGUAUAGAACCGCUGCCUUAAAUUAAAGAAACAAUAAUUUGCGCAUUUAUGUUUAGUCGCACAUUUCGAAUUGUGAUAAUCGCAGUCGAGAAAUCGAUGCAGUGGAUCGAUCAAUAAAUCGAUUUUUCCACA